This is a messenger RNA of Mercenaria mercenaria, 2899 nucleotides long. RefSeq lists its product as uncharacterized. The record is from RefSeq and is a predicted model, not a curated record. The coding region runs from base 1645 to 2673 and encodes 342 amino acids. The transcript has 8 exons. Lineage: Eukaryota; Metazoa; Mollusca; Bivalvia; Venerida; Veneridae.
AUAACACAGUGAAGGGAUGUAGUUCCAUUAGAUUUCUCAAACUUCAAACAGUUCACUGCAUGAAUGAAGUUAAGUUGUGUGAAUUCCCUUUGCUAUGACCAAUAUACGAUGUAAUCUGUCAUAUUCAUGACUUGUAAUUGUGCAAUACUCGAAUGUAACUCAUUAAGCAUAAAUGUGCAUUUUAUGAAUUGCGCAGGCUUACAAAGCUUGCGUAACAUCCAGCGAAAGACAAAAAAUAGUUCCACAGGGCUCCAGAUAAGAUGCGUAUUAGCGUAAAUUACGUAUAGAAAUAAUGCAAAUACGCAUGUCUAAUAAUUUCUAAGCGUAUAAAAACGUAUAUAAAAUUACAGAAAUGCACACAAUGCUUUUUUAAAAACAAAAUCUGAAUCGUCUGGAUGCGUUAGGUAACAUAGCCGAUCCCGAUCAGCCUUAAUUCUCCCACAUUGAACGUAUACACGCAUCGUAUGAUUUCUAUAAACUUUGCAUGGGUUUCUACACACACACAUGAAUUUUGCAGUCAGUAAACGGAUAAAUUAUCGGAAGAAGAAGCUCUUACUGGUUUGUUUAGUUACUACAGAUGUUAAAAAUGAUUUUAAUUCUUUUUUUCUCAAGAAAUAAACAAAUCGGCGAAACAUUAAAUUGUAUUUUCUUGUAGUUUUUGAAAUCAAAAGUAGAUCGUCUAUGUUUGGCUGCUUUCACGAAACGAAACAACUUUUUUAUGAAAAGAUUUAAAUAAGAGGUAAUUUAACUGUAAACUUCAAUGUCAGAUACUGCCAAUUGCUGCUAAAUGGCUUCGUAUCAUCACAAUUUGUAAAAUAUAUUGUUGAAAAUGGAGAAAAGUGUAAUCGUAUCCGGAUAUAAUAUUUUGGGUAAAUAUCGAGCUGUGUUAUGAAAUUUUAACAUUCAUGUAACAUACAUGAUAGAUAUUAUUGUAACAGAAAUGAUUCUAGAAUUUAUUUUUAUUACACCUACAUAUAAUCUAUGUCAGACUGGUAUUCUAGUCCUGAGGCAUGAUCUGAAAGUAAAAAGAUGAAGUGACAGUCAUACUUUGGAUAUUGUAAUACUAGAAAGAAUCUAGAUCGUAACCUUUCUGGAAUUUUGACUGGUUUGGAUAAUUUGCUUACGAUUCAGGUUCGCAAAAAAAUGAAACCGUCACCCAUUCUGCUUUUCAUGAUGACACAUGGAUUGAUUUUUGCAGUCAGUAAGGGGAUAAAUUAUCCCGAGAAAGAGCUCUUACUGAUUUGUUUAAUUACUACUGAUUUUAAAAAUGAUUUUAUUUCUUAUUUUUCGAGAAAUAAACAAAUCGGCGAAACAUUAAAUUGUAUUUUCUUGUAGUUUUUGAAAUCGAAAGUAGAUCGUCUAUGUUAGAGUGCUUUGACGAAACAAAACAAUUUUUUUUAUGAAAUGAUUUAAAUAAUUUCACCGUAAACUUCAAUGUCAGAUAUCAAUUCCUGCUAAACUGUCUUCAUAUCACCACAAUUUGUAAAACAUAUUGUUGAAACUGGAGAUUUUGGCGGUAUAAAAGAAAGUGUAAUCAUAUCCGGAUAUAAUAUUUUGGGUUCAAGCUCUGUUAGCAGGAGAGAAGUCAGUUCUCAAGGUGAUAGACUGGGUACCAGCAAUGAAUGUACUGCCUCUCCUGAUUGGAUGUCUGUUGCUGGAAUGGACCAAUGGUGUCUCAGUAACUGUAAGGAGGGAAAUGAUCCUGACACUUGUCCUGAAAGUUAUUGUACUUGCCCAGAGAUUCUUGAAACAACAUCAGUAACAACAGUGUCUGCCAACAACCUAGAGAGCAGUUGUAUAAAAUGGGAGGCCACAGUAGCAUGGUCAGCUGUACGAGGUAUGAAUUCCUGGUGUCAGAGUUCAUGUUCCCUUGGUGGAAUGUGUCCUGAAUCAUACUGUCUGUGCAUAGAAAGUUUACCAACCACAACUACAGUAUCAUCAACGUCCUCGACACCUACAGCAUCUUCAACAACAAGUACAUCUGCAACUUCAACUGCUCCAACAACAACUAAUACACCAACAACUUCAACUACUUCAACAAGUACACCAUCAACUUCAUCAACAACAACUACAACUACUUCAACAACAAGUACACUUUCAACUGCUCCAACAACAACAAGCACACCAACAACUUCCACUACUUCAUCAACAAGUACAUCUUCAGCUACAACAACAACAAGCACUCCAUCCACCUUGACUCCUUCCACAACAGCAACAACUCCAACAAGUACACCUUCAUCCUCAACAACAAAUACACCCACUAUAUCAUCCACAACUGCUUCUACUUCUGCAUCAUCCACAAGUUCAACUUCUGUAACAACAUUAGCUGUCCAAGUUGUGAACAUUACAGACUCUCAGGCUGUGGUAAGCCAGGUGGUGUGUGACCAUGCAGACAGUCUGAACCAAAAUCUACUCACUGAUAGAUACUGCAGUCAGCAAGCUGCAACUGUCAUUACUGGAUAUAACUCUGGAAUUCUGGAUCAAGUUCUAAAGUUUGCUCCAAAGAUCUUGUGUUCUUUGACAAACUCUGCCGGCAGGUCUGAUACAUGCCCUAACAUGUUCUGUGGGGAAAGUCCACUAUCUCAGCAGUUGAUCAGGUCAAGUCUGUGCAGUGUUUGCCAGCAAUUCUCAGAUACACUCGCCCCUAGCUGUGCCACUGCUUACUGUUCAUAAUUUAAACAUGGCAUGUAUUCGUUCAUUAGCAUAUUAAAGGACUAGAAACCUCACGGAAAACAGUAGAUUUCCCUACUUAUACGUAAUUAUACAAAAUUCACUUGUUAACUAAAUAAGAAAACAAGAAAAACAAAGAAACAGACAUUUUAUAACUAUAAAGAUGUUUUCAGAAUAAAUUUUUAUCAUUAAGUGGUAUUUCAAAAAAAGUAAAAUCUCUUUGAAAUCA